AUGACGCGCGGGUUCUCGUCUUGGCGGGCGGCUUCUCCGAGCCAGUGUCCGAGCUGCGCGAGCGGCUCUCCCCGCAAGUUCCGUCUAGCUGCGCUUCUCGUUGUGCAGACAAUCUGCGCGGCGCCUCAGGAGAUCGUCCUGCCCAUUGCGCUGCACGGAACUCCGGACGGCUGUUCGACUUCGCCUUCCAGUCCACCAGGGGCGCACCACCCAUGGAGGGGCGCGAAGGAGGUGAGAUUCGCAGGGGAGGAGGUGACGUCAGAAGACCGAGUGCCGAAAGUAAUGCGCUCGAAGACGGCGCUAGUGCCGCAGCUCACGAUACGGGAACUCCCGCCGUUCGCUUUUAAACCGGGUCCCUGCGGAGCAGACGCCCUAGGCGAGUGCAUUAGAGUCGGGGGUAAGGCGCGCUACGCGGCAGCAAAUGCUGCAACAGAUCGGGCGGCGGGUCCGGGGGUCGGGGUAUUGAAGGAGUAUCCUGUUCAAUGGGGCGGCCGCAGAGGAGAGCUCUAUCCCCGCUCUAUCGCGGCCGCGGACCUCGAGAUCGCGCGCCAGCACGCAGACUUCAAGCAGGAACUAGAGCGGCUCUCUGCGGAGCUGUCGGUCCAGGAGUUUUGGAACGGCGCGCCCGCGCGGCCGCGGUUGCAUCUGCGCGAGCGGCUGAACGGGCUGCUAUCGGAUGGCAGCGGGGACGAGCUGGGGUUCAAGCGCGACUUCGCAGCCGUCGAUCUGGUCGCGCUGCGCGAGAGGUUUUUGAAGGGCCGCAGAACCGCGCAAGCGGAAAGCCAUAAGGCGUUCUUGAGGCGAAUGAUGCACAAGGCCCGGUUGCCGGAUCGGCUGAAGGCCGGAAUGGAAUACAAGCUGCUCGGGCCGCAUCACAGAUUUCGAGACUACAGUCGGUAUUGA
Molecule: messenger RNA, 903 nt
Organism: Klebsormidium nitens
Lineage: Eukaryota; Viridiplantae; Streptophyta; Klebsormidiophyceae; Klebsormidiales; Klebsormidiaceae
Source: the annotation of a GenBank genome assembly